AUGAGCCAUACUAUCCCUAAUCUGUACAGCACCGAAUACUACGCCGUCACGUUCUCCGACGGCAAGGUGUACGACCCUCGGCUGGACUAUGGCCGGCUCGCCCCCGGCUAUUUUGAGCCCACCGGCCGCAAGCCCGAGCCGCACAACAAGAACCCCCUGCCCUAUGCGGUUGACUACAGGGCUGAGGGUCCCGCCAUGACUGGCUAUUCCUACUAA
This is a messenger RNA of Parascedosporium putredinis, 216 nucleotides long. The record is from the annotation of a GenBank genome assembly. NCBI's taxonomy places the organism in Eukaryota, Fungi, Ascomycota, Sordariomycetes, Microascales, Microascaceae.